CACUGCUAUUCACCGUUCGGUUCGGCUAUCAUAUGUUUUCUAUUUUAUUUUAUUAAAACAAGCAGAAUAAUGUGAGUCCCAGAGUGCUAAAUAAAUAGUCCGUGCGUCGUUAUCGUAAAUAGAGUGUGCAAAAGCGAGUAGAGUAGAUCUCUGCAGUGAAUGUGAAAAAAGAAAUGCAAGUGAAAAUUACAACAAAAAGAAGCAAACACACACACACACACGAGACUCUGCCGCACAUUUAGGCCGAUGUAUGUGUGUCGCUCUUUGGACGCAAUUUUGGUAGCAGGACAGUGGAGCCAAGGGAAUCUGGGCCCCGAGUGAAUGGUAGAGUGCACUUGGCGACUCGCAGACUCGACUUCCCCGAAAAACGGAGCAUUCAAAAUAGCACAAGAGAGAUGAUCAUCAUCGGACAAUGAUGAUAACGAAGGCGAGACUACUCUGCUAAUGAAGAUGAUGUAAACGAAGCCAAACGCAAACUCUCCUCUUUCUUUCCACUUUUGUGCACCGAAACGAAAGCGAAACUCGAAAGCAAAAGAAAUCGAAAGAAAUACAACCCCACCACCACUGCCACAUAAUAUUUCACUGAAUUGAAAUCGAAACUGCAUUCUUUACACACAUAUCUGGGCAAUCGCCAAAACGAAUCGAAAUAUGAGAUUGUCGCGGUGCUUAUCGGUCAGUGGAGACCGCCUGCUCCUCCUGCUGGCGGCUACACUCGCCAUCGCCCUGGUGCAAGCGGAGCGGGACUUCAAUGUGAACGACUCUCAGGUGCCAGUCAUUGAACCAAAGGAUGUGCCUGCCUACAAGCAGGAUCCCUAUGUGACAGAGCUGAUGGGAUGCCAGAAUCAGCAGAACGAGAUUGUGCUAUCGCUGCUGCUGAAGAAGCACGACUGGAGCGAGCUGACGGCCACCAAGCGAGCUCAUGUUCAGUCAAAGUUGGCGAAAUUCUUUGCCAUACCCAAGGAAUUCAUUUCGCUGGAUUCGGUGUCAAAGCGGGAGCUCAGGUCCAUGCACAAGCUGGCCAUGAGGAAGGGCGGCAAGGGGAACAAGAAUAUAGAGACUCUAAAUCGUCGGCUGGGACGCGCCAGUUUCAUGAUCGGCUGUGGUCCAAGCUACUUUGUCAUGGGUGAGCCGAUAGCCAAGCAGAUUGCCCACCAGGUGAAGGAUGGGACCAUUGGUGCUUUGACGGAGGAGAACUUUGGUCUCUGGUUUAUUUGGCGCAAGGAAUUGAAGUCCAGAUCGCAACGCAGGCGACGUCAGUCGGAGGGUUCUGGUGCCGAGGAUGAUGACUACGAGUAUGAAGAUGAUGGAGAGGAAGUUUCUGAGCCAAGCACGGAAGUGCCAGCGGUGACUACGCAUGCGCAUCGUCAUCAUCAUGGAGUGUCGGAGGGUGAUUCUGCCUCUGCACCUGCCACGCCCUCGGUGGCCAGUGUGGAGGAGGAGAUCGAGGAGAGCGUCUCCAAGCUGGAGUCCGUGAUUAGCAAGACCAUUGAGAAUACGAAGAAUAUCAAGGAGCUGGUCCCCGUGCUCGGGCCAUCGGCCGUCGAUGAGGUUGGUGCUGGUGCGGACGAUGAUGAUGUGGAGGAUGUGGAGCUCCAGCAGUUGGGUGCUGUUGCAGGGAAAUUCCAGGAAAAUUAUGUGGUCACCACUACAACGGCUGCCACAACAGCCACAACUGCGAUGCCUGGCUCUGGCACGGAUGUGCUAAAGACUAGUUACAUGGAGGAGGAAUCUGCGAAUCAGGUGGAUGCCGUUGCCGUCGUAGAUGUGGAUGCUGUUGCCACAUUCAGCACCGCUGAUAGCACCACACCCCCACCCAUAUCGGGGUCCGUCUCUGGCGACACACAGCACAGUAGCAGCAGCAGCAGCAGCAAGCAGAAGCCAUUCUCACCCUAUGAUGCCACUUCCUCAGUGUCAAUGCCCUCCUCCUCCUCGUCCUCUGUUGUGCCAUCAAUCGAAGCUGUUGAAACGUCUUCGUUGCCAUCCAUGUCCACCGCUGCAUCGACAACUGGGACCUCCUCCUCCUCAUUCUCAUCCCCAUUCCCAUCCUCUUCUCCAUCCUCUCACAUUGUCGCCAUCACAGACAUUGUGUUAGAUAGCAACAACAACAAUACUCUAACAACUUCAUCAUCAUCAUCAUCAACAAUCACACCAACAGCAACAAUGUCAACUACAACACCAGCAACAACAACAACAACACUGUCUGAAAUGUCGCCAAAGCAGCCAAAUGUAAAUGAUUUCGAGCUGAGCAGCUUUCCGCCCAUCGAAGAUAAUGAAGAUGCAACAACAAUACAAACAACAACAACAGCUGCUGCAGCCAGAACGUCCUCCUCCGGCGAAAUCGAUGCUCACGUAGUAGAGUCCACAGCAACGCACCGCACAAUUAGUUCUAAGGAAGGAGAGGCCGAUGCCAUCAGCACCCCCAACAACAACAGCAUCAGCAGUGGAAGUGGCAGUGGCAGUGGCAGUGGCAGCUUAGCCAAUAAUGAGCAGCUGUUCCCAGGCUCUUCAGUGCCCCCCUCCUCGGUGGCGACGACAACACCUGCCACGCCCGAAGCGACCAGCACCGUCAGCACAUUCGCUUCGACGGAUUAUGUGGAGCCACAGCCGGAGAACAGUGUGCCGAUUAUUAAGACGCGUCUGCAGAAACUGGCGGUGACCUCGGGCAAGGCUUUCACCAUGAUAGUUCCCGAGGAUACCUUCUGGGAUGCCGAAGAUCAGAGCAACCUGCGUCUGGAGCUCACCGACAAGGAUAGCCACGAGCUGAAGUCCAGCUCCUGGCUUCAGUUCAAUGCCGAUAAGCGGGAAUUGUACGGGCUACCUUUGGACGACGCAGUGUCCCGUUGGCAGUAUCGGCUCUCUGCCACAGACUCGGGAAAUGCCACCGUCACGGAAACGGUGGAGAUUAGCGUGCAGCAGCACCGUGGGGUGCGGACCAUCAACCACGAGAUCAGCAUUGUCGUGAAGAUCAACGAGAAGCGAGGCCACAACAUUGACUGGCAGCUGAAGCUGAUUAAUGCUUUGGCUCGUACCCUGGAUGAUGACAGCAGCUCGGCGGUGGUGGUGCGAGAGAUUCGUCAGACGCCGCUGGAUCCCAAUAGCGCCAUCUUCGUGUAUUUCAACGAGACCCUGCCCACCAGCGAUUGCCCCGAGAAGGAGCUGAGCGAGCUUGUAAGCCGUCUGGAUGCCCAGCGUCUGAGCGAUCUGGUGCAGCCGCUGUUGGGCAUUAAGUCGAUUACUGGCCAGCUAAUUGGGUCCUGCCAGAAGGAUCUGACAAAGGUGAAGCCCACCAUGCAGAUGGCCAAGAACGUGCCGCCGAUGCCUCGCAACCAAGUGGAUCGCGUGAAUGCCAGCGUGGGACAGCUGUUGGUGUUCAAGGUGCCGCCAGAUACCUUCUACGAUGCCAAUGAUAACGACUUGACGCUCACUCUCAAGUCCAAGGACCAUAAGGAGUUGGGCACACGCCACUGGCUGCAGUUCGACUCGAAAAACCAGGAGUUUUACGGCAUCCCCAAGGGGGGCGACACCGGCUCCGAGGAGUACCUGCUGGUGGCGGAGGACAGCGGUGGUCUAAGUGCCCACGAUGCCCUCGUUGUAGUCGUUAGCCAUCCCCCCAAAAAGGAAUUUGGUGCCUUCUUCAAGGCCUACCUAUCCAUUCGCCAUGAAAACUUCAAUGCUGACUUGCAGCGUAAGUUUGUGGAGCGCAUAGCCAAGGUUAACGGUGACGCCAACACCAAUCAGAUCCAGAUCCGUUCCAUCAACAUUCACCACGACUCGGACGGUACCAUUGUCAACUUUUACAACACGUCGCUGUACAAGCAUCACAACCGCUGCCCGGAGAAGGAGCUGGCGGCCACUCGCAGUGUCUAUCUGGUCGGUGACAACCUGAGGGAUAGCGUGAAGCGAGCCAUGGGCCCGGAGCUGAAUCUAACCAACUUUUCGGUGGCGCCCUUUGGCAGUUGUCAUCAUUCCGAAAACAUAGACAUCAAUCAGCACGAGUUCGUGCCCACGCGCACUGAGGAGCCCAGCCAGAAGUCAACCUUCAGCGAGGAGUACUUGGCCAAUUUCAUUUUGCCGGCUGUCAUCAUUCUGGUCAUGAUAGUGCUGGCCUCUAUUGUGGCCUGUUGCCUGCACAGGCGUCGCCACAAGAGCGGCAAAAUGGAGCUUGGCGACGAAGAAGAGCGAAAAUCCUUCCGGGCCAAGGGCAUACCCGUCAUAUUUCAGGAUGAAUAUGAGGAAAAGCCCGAAAUCGGCAACAAGAGCCCCGUAAUACUCAAAGACGAGAAGCCACCGCUGCUGCCACCGUCCUACAAUACCUCCAACAUGAAUGGCGACAAUGAUGUGGAUGAGUAUGUGCCACCGCCAGCUGUUGUAGUGGGCGGAAGGGAGGUGCGAGGGAAGUCACCGGCCACGCCCUCCUACCGCAAGCCACCGCCAUAUGUAUCGCCAUAAAUCAGUGUCAAGAAUCAGCAGCAAACGAAGCAGCAACCGAAACCGAAAGAGCAACCAGCAACAAUAAUAACAAUCGCAUCGUAUUAACCACACAAUCUAUAUAUAUGCAAUCUUACAUAUGUACAUACAUAUAUGUUUUGUAACAGCAACAAUACGUACAUAUAUGUGUGUAUGUAUGUAUCUACCGAUUUGGCACAAUUUAUAUAUGCAACUAAGCAAAACUCUUUUGUAUAUAUCCAAGUGCAAAUUGGUUUCUUUUUGGACUACGUAUUCGAAGGAAGGCAACGGAUAUAGAAUAUUCCAUAUUGAAGACAAAACGUACUCAAUGUGGAAGAGGAGACGAUGUUUUUGUAUUAAUCAUCAGAGAAAAACAAUCAAUUAACGUUUUUAGUGCGAACAGCUGGCAAACACUUUUGUAGCUUGAUGAGCGAAAAUCACAUUUAAAAACACACAAACACUAAACAGAACACACUAUUCAACAUAUUAUUUAUUUAGUAUGUACUCUAAUUUAUGUAUACGUACACCACGAACCACAUCCACGAACACGAAUUGUAAUGAAUUGUAUUAGUAGACAAGCAGCUAGAGCUAGCAAAGCAAACCGACACACAAACUCGAGCCCAUUUAAGCAUAGCAUUUACACAAUCGGUAAUACUAUUGACUAAGUUAGGUGCAAGACGCCUGGAGCAUGUCCCUUGUCUGCUUUUAUACGUUUUAUAAUCGAAUUCUGUGCAUGCUUAUACACCAACAGGACUUUCCGCUUAACAUUUGCUUAAGCUGAAUUGUUUGCAACAUUUUAGUUGAACUUUGGAUUAGAGGAACACCAGCAACACAGGAGGAGCACUACCCUGGCUGCUCGAUGCUUGAUGGGGUGUUACCCAAAAAAA
This is a messenger RNA of Drosophila subobscura, 5333 nucleotides long. It is a transcript of the gene Dg, whose product is annotated as dystroglycan. Gene Ontology annotation, biological process: nerve development; morphogenesis of an epithelium; muscle attachment. The record is from RefSeq and is a predicted model, not a curated record. The coding region runs from base 649 to 4449 and encodes 1266 amino acids. Lineage: Eukaryota; Metazoa; Arthropoda; Insecta; Diptera; Drosophilidae. The transcript has 15 exons. Gene Ontology annotation, cellular component: sarcolemma; dystrophin-associated glycoprotein complex; dystroglycan complex. Gene Ontology annotation, molecular function: calcium ion binding; laminin binding.